CGCCGCGCCUGCGCACUGGCCCCGCCGGCUCAGCUUCGGCAGAAUCAUCAUGGCGGAGCCGCGAGACAAGGCGCUGCAGGACUACCGCAAGAAGCUGCUGGAGCACAAGGAGAUCGACGGGCGCCUCAAGGAGCUGAGGGAGCAGCUGAAGGAACUGACGAAGCAGUAUGAAAAAUCUGAGAAUGACCUCAAGGCUCUGCAAAGCGUCGGCCAGAUCGUCGGUGAGGUUCCCAGAACAGGCUGGACAUGAAAGAGAAUCAUUGUCAAAGCCACAAAUGGACCAAGAUACGUCGUUGGCUGCCGGCGUCAGCUCGAUAAAAGUAAGCUGAAGCCGGGGACGAGAGUUGCCCUAGACAUGACCACGCUGACUAUUAUGAGAUAUUUGCCAAGGGAAGUUGAUCCAUUGGUUUACAACAUGUCCCACGAAGAUCCUGGGAACGUCUCUUAUUCUGAGAUUGGAGGGCUGUCGGAACAAAUCCGGGAACUAAGAGAGGUUAUAGAAUUGCCUCUGACAAACCCAGAGUUAUUCCAGCGGGUGGGGAUCAUCCCCCCCAAAGGCUGUUUGCUGUAUGGCCCCCCAGGUACUGGAAAAACUCUCCUGGCCAGAGCGGUCGCCAGCCAACUGGACUGCAAUUUCUUAAAGGUUGUGUCAAGUUCCAUUGUGGACAAGUACAUCGGCGAAAGCGCCCGGUUGAUCCGAGAGAUGUUCAACUACGCCAGGGACCACCAGCCUUGCAUCAUUUUCAUGGAUGAAAUUGACGCUAUCGGUGGCCGCCGUUUUUCCGAGGGAACUUCCGCUGAUAGAGAAAUCCAGAGGACUCUAAUGGAGGUAACGUUUCCCUGGCUUUUGGCUGACCUGCCAGCCCCCGUCCCUCUUGCCUUCUGUGAAGAACCACAGAUUCUGAGGUUGCAGCACCGUCAAGAGUUGCACACGACAGAAGUUAGCACUGGCAGAGAAUCCGCCGACGUGGAUCAUACGCAGCUGACUUGGUGUGCGUGUGCCACGGUCCAGGUGCUCGGGAGCAAUAGCUGCAGCGCCAGCUGCUUCUACAUCCUUGCAGGAAUGUCCCGGGCCAAAGUUGGCACCCUCCGACUCCCGACUCUCCUGGCAAGCGCUCCCCUUAGAAUCGAUAGAACGACAGAGGCGCGCAACGAGCGGGCGAUGGCCACGCCCUCUCCCCCAGCCGGGCCCCGCGGACACACCCCCUCGGAGCCGGGGCUUACGCCUGAUGCCUCUGGACUCCCUGUCCGGCGUGAGGCCCCGCCCCCCUCCCCCAGCGGCUGGCGGGCGACGGUUGGCGGCGGCGGUUGGGGCGGGGCCAGCGCGGCGGUUGGGAGCGUCGCGAGCGGCCGGGGAGUGACCGCCGGGCCUGAGGGGAGGGGCCGCCGGGCCAGCAGCAUGGCGCCUGGGUGCGAGCCGCCGCCGCCACCGCCGCCUCAGCCGCCCGCCGCCAUCGCCUCAGCGCCGGGGCUCUUCCGCCGCCUCGUCCUGCCGGCCUGA
Messenger RNA from Sphaerodactylus townsendi, 1501 nucleotides. RefSeq names its product proteasome 26S subunit, ATPase 6 (gene PSMC6). The record is from RefSeq and is a predicted model, not a curated record. Gene Ontology annotation, molecular function: ATP binding; proteasome-activating activity; ATP hydrolysis activity. The transcript has 14 exons. Gene Ontology annotation, cellular component: cytosolic proteasome complex; proteasome regulatory particle, base subcomplex. NCBI's taxonomy places the organism in Eukaryota, Metazoa, Chordata, Lepidosauria, Squamata, Sphaerodactylidae. Gene Ontology annotation, biological process: positive regulation of RNA polymerase II transcription preinitiation complex assembly.